ACGUCAAAUUUGGAGAAGAGUGAUUGUAAUUAUUGAUAAGUUAAAUACGAAAUUUAUUAGACGUAUGCCUGCAAGUUUUGGACUAGGAAGUAAUGAUGAUAGAACGUGAAGUUAGGAGUAACAAUAGCAAUAGCAAUAGCAAUAGGAAUAUCCGAUGAAGUGAAGACAUGAAGAAAAUUUCCCUCCAGGUGGACAAUGUUCAAAGCGGGAAGCACGUGACCUCGGUCACGUGCAAUAAGACAUAAGACUAUUACCGCCCUUCGCUGUCUCACUCUCAGACCGUCACAUGCUUCCACCCAACAACACUUGCAAACCUUUUCAAACUGAAUAGAUGUCAUUCACUGCUCAGUAACAAAUCUCUCUCUCUCUCUCUCUAGGAUGAAAACUUCCAAUUUUAUCACCGAAUUUCAGACCCCAGUAGUUGAAUCUGCAUUUUGAUUUUCAAAACACCAGAAUGUGGCAAGUUCUACUUGCAGCAGCUGCAGCAGCAGGAUCCGGAAUUUUAGCAAAGAAAUUAAUAAACCCCACUGACGCUGAGCAACCCAUUUCUGAUUCCAAGCAAAAUGACCAAGAAUGUGAUCCAAGUAAAGCUUUGCAGCCCCAAGAUUCGAUCUUUCCCACUGAAGGUGCAGUUCGAGAAGACAGCAGUCAGGAACAGGGAGAUGCAAUCAAUGAUGAUGGCAAAAUCUUUAGGUUUUCAAGCCCCGAGACAGCGUCUAAGGAAUUGUGGAAGAAAACUGGGAGUGGGUCUAAGGGGCUCAAGAAAUAUGGCGGUUCAAAGAAGGGAAAAAAAAGUGGGUUUGGGGAAGGUGGUGCAAAAGAGUUGGCGGUGGAUCAGAGAGGAAAUGGAAGUGCAAAGAGAAACACUGUUUGCUUGAAGAAGAGGAGAACUGGCAAACAUUCUGCUGGAAAGUGUGAAUCUUGUUCUUCAAAAGAUAAUUCCUUUGGUUGGGGAGUCGGUGUUGGAAUAAUGUAUAUGAUGUCAGCUGGGAAAGCUGAAAUUAGUAGGUUGAACUGUGCAAUGGAUGAGACUGCCAAGAUCGUCCAAGAACUAAAAGCUGAGAUCACAAGCAGCAAAACUGCUUCUCUUGCUGGAAACAAAGCUGAAACAAAUAAAAGGCAAACUGAGGGUGGUACGUUAUUCAUUAAGCCAGACAUCAAGAGCAAAUAUAAAAUAAAACCAUUUGGCCCCUCUUUGAUGGAGGAAGGUGAAUGCGCCAUUAAUGUUCUUACGGCAGAACAGUUGCCUGAGGUGCUGGAAAUGGAUCAGUUGGAAGCAGAGCUUGAGACCGAACUACAAAAGCUUCCUUGGUGUGUAACAGCAAGUUCUGGUUCUGAAGGAAGACCAGAUAUCUCUGAGGUUGAGAAUUUUGCAGAAGAACAUCACUCAGAGGAUCAUGGGAAUUUAAAUUUGUGCCCUUAUGAUGGAGUAUUGCCAGCUGAACUGGAUAAAAAAUUAUGCCAUGUGCUCAUCGAGCGUCAGGAAAGCCAAAUAGUGGAGUUGGAAGCUGAGCUGCAUCAUGCACAUUCUAAACUCCAGGAGAAAGAAGCAGAGCUCCAAGCACUCAAGAAUUGCGUCAAACGUCUAAGCGAAUUUUCCUUGGCAAGUUACUCAGAUGAAGAAAUUGAGGACAAGGAGGAGGACAUGAAAAAAAGAGAUGGGGUUGAUCAAGAGAAGCUGGGAUUUGAGCCAAUAAAAUCAAUGGUUGGGAUGAAACGGACGAUGGACGCCGAAUGACACCAAUGUUCAUCUGAACUACCCUGUUUCCCUCACAAACAAGUGGGACAAAACACCCCUCACCCC
Messenger RNA from Sesamum indicum (sesame), 1804 nucleotides. Its product is annotated as POLAR LOCALIZATION DURING ASYMMETRIC DIVISION AND protein. The record is from RefSeq and is a predicted model, not a curated record. Gene Ontology annotation, biological process: asymmetric cell division. Lineage: Eukaryota; Viridiplantae; Streptophyta; Magnoliopsida; Lamiales; Pedaliaceae.